CAAAUAUGGCGGCCUCUGCCAUGUGCGCGAGUGUGACCCCUGUGUUGUGGACUUUGAAACGAAAGGCCAUGGGUAGUUUUCAACGUCAGUUGGUAUACAUUGGUGAUGUAGGUUGCGAUGGUCAGCCAGUUGACGCCGCUUCAAAAAGAGUUGAUUUUAGCUCUGCUGAAGUCGGGAUUGGAAAAAAAUGACUUGAUUGAAGCAGUGGGCACAUUAGCUCCGGAAAAGGAAGACAAAAAACACAAUCAUCAUUACAACGAAAGCGCAACAACCCCAACAUCGCUGGCCGAUGAAGAUGGCAAGGGAUACACGCCCCCUUUGACGAUUAAGCAAGACUCUGACUAUUAUCCAAAUUUGUCAGCCAAACCUGGUAGUUUGACUGAAAAGCUUCUCAGAGGAGACUCUUGGAAGGCAGCAAGGCAAAUCAGGGAUUAUAUGCACCAGCACAAUAUUCCACAACGAGAAGUGGUUGAUGCCACAGGAUUGAACCAAAGUCAUUUAUCACAGCACUUGAACAAAGGUACUCCCAUGAAAGCUGAUAAAAGGCUGGCCCUUUAUCAGUGGUUUGAGGACAAGAAAAAAGAAAUCACUUCAAAAUUUCAGUGUGUAUCAAAUCAUGAAGAGCAGGAUGCAGAAUACUAUGCUUGUAGCCCUAGCAAAAAAAGUAAAAGGAACCGCUUCAAAUGGGGCCCUGCUUCUCUGGAGAUUCUGCAACAAGCAUAUUGUCGUAACAGAAAUCCAACAAAAGAUGAGAGGGAAGAACUUGUGGCUGAGUGCAAUAAGGCUGAGUGUAUACAGCGUGGAGUUGAACCCACCCAAUCAGCAGGACUGGGGGACAACUUGGUGACAGAAGUACGAGUUUAUAACUGGUUUGCCAAUAGACGGAAGGAAGAGGCCUUCAAAUAUAAAAUGCAUUCACAAAACAUUGAGCCUAGUUAUCAGGAGGUCCAUGCUAAGGCCCAAGAUCCAGCAGAUGCCUCAUAUAUGGAGCCCCAUCAUACUGGUUCCAUGACAGAAAUGCUGGAGUCCUCUGACAUAGAAUCUUCUGAUUUCAACAUGCCUGCCAAUACUCAUAUAAAUACAGGUUACCAGAGACAGGAUGCUCUCGGACAUGCAACUCCUGGUGGUGCUUCUUCUCUAGUCAGCUCAGGGAAACCACAGUCCCAGGGCUCUUCAAAACUCCAAAACAUGGGUGCAGUAGACACCAUUAUCUCUUCACAUUCUCCACACCAGUCACAUGGUUUGACCAGGUCUACACCUGUACAAGGGCAAGGUCAGAAUCAAGGUCAAGAACAAGGCCAAGACCUGCCUGAGUAUAACCAAGGACAGAUGUAUCAAGGACUGGGAGUUUUUUCAACUGCUUUAGGCGGUAUGUCUCCUCUCCCUAGUCUCUUUUCCAACCCGUCAACAUCUUUUUUGCAAGACCUGGACUCUAGGACACCAGUGACUUUCAACCAGUUUCCAUCGGUUUACCAACAGAACCCGCAGUAUCACAUGAUGCAACAGUCUGGACAAACAAGUUGGAACAAAUAUCAGGAUUCACAAUUCACCACAUUUGAUGGGUACCCCACUGAAUCAGAAGGUCAGAAUCACCCCCCAAUUUCAAACUACAAUAGACAGCUAGCUUCCACCAGAACUGAUGUCAGCCAUUGAACAAAUUCAGGUUUUUUUCACUUGUCCCAAACAAGUCAUAAGUCCCAAAAGGUUUAUUUUGUAUUUGAAAAUGAUUUGACUGCAUAUAUGAUUUUGUGAAAGUAUAAUUCUAUAGAUUAGUCAGAGGCAGAUUCACCAAGUGGCAAUUUUUAAACAGGUCAUUACCUACAGGCCCUCACAGUGUUGCCUUUAAAACAUUUCUUUUGUCUCCUUACUAGCUAAAUUCUGGUCCUUAUAUUAGUUUCUAAAGACACAGUAAAUGUAGUAGACAGGACAGUCUCAGUUUGGUUUACAUUCAGAAUAUGCAGUCUGGUGCACAUUCCAAGUGUUACUUUACAUGAUAUCAGCCAGUUUUCAAAUUGUAGAUUAAAGUUGCCUUAUGGGUGAGUGUAUAUAAUUUAAACUUGCUCCUUAGACCAGUGAUAAUUACCUUGGAGACUGAACAAAGAUCGUUCUGGAACCUCAGAUCUAACUUUCAUCAAUGUUUUUUUUAGAUGGCACAAGGAAAUGUUCACUUUAAUGAUCUGAUGUAGUUAGUUUUGGGGAUUUUUAGGGAUAUGUAUGUUAAAAAUUUGGUAUCAUAUAGUUAAGAGUAUGUUUAUAAUUUAUGAUACAAUUUAUAAGGUAAAUUCUCCAAAGACAUACAUUAAAUGUAUGCACUUGUACUCAAAGCACUUGUUUUCAUGUUUAAAAUUAAUAUUUUCAGAAGAGUAGAGUAUCCAAAAACCGGUUGUUGUUGUUUCAUUCAUAUAUUUGGGAUCAAAAGGUGAUCUUUUUAAAUGUCCAUUGUUAAUAAUUGACAAAUAGAUUAUAUUUUUAUAACCAGCAUGAGAUUAUUUAACAGUCAUCAGUAAUUUUAUUUUUACAAAAUUUCUUUUCCAAUUUGUAUGUGGAUUUAAAUAAUUGUUUUUGAAUUGAUUUUGCAGUGGAAUAUCAGGGAGCCUCAAAUUUUAAUACCUGCAAAAGUUGGCCAAUUUUUAUCUCUUUAAGUUCUAAAUAUGUUUAAAGUCUUGUUCCUUAGCAUUCAACAUCAAGAAGGAUAUAGUUAAGUUAUAUAAAUUUUAUAGUUUUGAAAACAUAAAAUUUAAGAAAUCCAUACUAGUUGUUGAAAAGUUGAAGUAUUUUUGUAAAGUAUCUAUGAUUUCACCAAUGAAAUC
Lingula anatina is the source of this 2810-nucleotide messenger RNA. Its product is annotated as hepatocyte nuclear factor 1-alpha. The record is from RefSeq and is a predicted model, not a curated record. Gene Ontology annotation, molecular function: DNA-binding transcription factor activity, RNA polymerase II-specific; RNA polymerase II cis-regulatory region sequence-specific DNA binding. NCBI's taxonomy places the organism in Eukaryota, Metazoa, Brachiopoda, Lingulata, Lingulida, Lingulidae. Gene Ontology annotation, cellular component: nucleus. Gene Ontology annotation, biological process: positive regulation of DNA-templated transcription; liver development; pancreas development.